Molecule: messenger RNA, 1596 nt
Organism: Selaginella moellendorffii
Lineage: Eukaryota; Viridiplantae; Streptophyta; Lycopodiopsida; Selaginellales; Selaginellaceae
Product: eukaryotic initiation factor 4A-8
Exons: 4
Coding region: 20-1510 (496 amino acids)
Cellular component (GO): catalytic step 2 spliceosome; nucleolus
Molecular function (GO): RNA helicase activity; mRNA binding
Source: RefSeq, a predicted model, not a curated record
ACUUCCUCCCCAAUCGGCGAUGGCGCAACCCGGCUUCUGGGCGGAGCAGGUCCAGAUCAUCCUUCCCUCGGACGAUAACAAGGGUGUCAAGCUUGGCGAGGACCGGCUGCGCGGCUGCCUCCGCCUGGUGGAAGCCGCCUUCUCAACGAAUCAGACGUUCCGGCGCGUCGCAUUCCUGCUCACGGAGGACGCAAAGAUCCCGGCGUUUGUGCGGCUGCUGCGCGCCUCCACCUCCAGGCUGCUCAUCGGCAGCUUCUUGCCGGAGCAGAGCUGGCUGCUUGGGGCGCUGGACAUGAUCAUCGCCACUCCCGGCCAGGCUCUCCACUACGACCGCGCCGGGCACCUCUCCUCCAUCACCGUCAGGGCGCUUCUCAUCGACAAGCAAGCCAGCGCCGAUUCCGUCGCACAAGCUUUCAGCUUUGCCAGCGCCUUCGCAGGCUUCGAAGAGUUUGCAAGCUUUAGCAAGCUGGACGUCCAGCCAAGGCAGUGGUUCGCUCCUCCACGCCCCGCUCCAGCGAGCUCACACUUUCUGGAGAAGUACAUGCCUCUGACGAAGUGCUACGAUGGUUGGGAAGACUCGCUCUUCACUUCGGGGCUGACCAUGUUUUCCUGGGGGAAGAGCAACGUUCUCAUCCACGACUGGGCCGAUCUGCCGCUCUUUCUGCCUGGCAUCAUUCGCUGCUCCCGGUCUCGUGUCGCCGCUCCUCUCGUUCUAGCUCCAAGAGACAAGCUCCCUCUCAUGGCCGAGCUUCUUCAAGCCUGCGCAACCGAGCUCGGCGUCGGCGCUCUCAACAUCAGCAACAGGGAAGGUGCUCAUGUCCUUGUAGACUCUAUUGACGAGCUUGUCAUGCCCAGCUACGUGGGAAGUCUAGUCGUCGUCCAAGCUGACGAGCUACUCGAGUCUGCUUGUGCAUGGAAGAUCCGUCGCCUUGUAAACCUCUGCAUGCCUUCCCAGAUCGGCAUACACUGCUCCACAAAAACCCCAGCCGUGGAGGAGCUGCUCAGUGCCAGGACGCUGUACUCGAUCCCGGAGGCCAAAGUUUCAAUGCGGGGAGUGUGCGAGUUCUUUGCUCUAGCGGACAGCAAGCACGAGAAGCUGGAGAAGCUAUGCACGAUCUGGGAGCAGCUCGAGAGCUCCAAGUGCCGCGUCUCGAUCUUUUGCAUCGGCUCUAGCACCGUGGACUGGCUCGUGGAGGAGAUGAGGAACCGGGGUUUUGUGGCGUGGGCCUUGCACAGGGGCGAAGAAGUGGACCCGGACGUGUACAGGAAUCCAUUCUCGGUGAUUGUCACGGACGUCUACCGGAGGGCCUCACAGGACGUGAUCAACUUUGAUCUGCCUGGAACGUAUGACGAGUAUGUGCAGCGUGUUGGUAACGAUCGAGGCAGGAGCAUCAAGGUGGUGAUCAACAUUGGCACUACUGAGGAACAGCGUUGCUUCCCUGACAUGGUACCGCUGCCUGCUGAUUGUUAUCGCAUCCAUACCAAGCUGCCACUCUGGUUUGAUGUGUGAAGUUCGCGUUUUUCUUUCUUUCAUAUUAGUAUAUUGUAAUUGGUUGAUAACUAAUCUCGAGUAUUUUACAAAAGGUUGGCUUUAAA